Molecule: messenger RNA, 1185 nt
Organism: Oikopleura dioica
Lineage: Eukaryota; Metazoa; Chordata; Appendicularia; Copelata; Oikopleuridae
Source: the annotation of a GenBank genome assembly
AUGCCAAGAGGAAUCGCGAAGGGCUCGAUUCUCGGCGAAGAGAAGCCGAAAAAGAAUGUUGAGCGCAAGCCAACUUUUCUAUCCUUCUUCAAGGGCGGCGGGUUGGAAAUGAUUGGCGGUUUUGUUGGCUUUGCUAAUUUGCCGAAUCAAGUUCAUCGGAAAUCUGUGAAGAAGGGCUUCGAGUUCACGAUGAUGGCGGUGGGCGAAAGUGGACUUGGAAAAUCAACGCUCAUUAAUUCGCUCUUCCUGACGAAUCUGUACGAGGAACGAGAGGUCCCAGAAGCCGCCAUCAAAGCAAAACAGACAGUUUCAAUAGAAGCAUCGACGGUUGAAAUAGAAGAACGCGGUGUUAAGCUGCGAUUGACAGUGGUGGAUACUCCCGGUUUCGGAGACGCAAUCGAUAACAAAAAUGCAUUUGACCCGAUUAUAGAAUACAUCGAUAAGCAAUUCGAGAGAUACUUACACGAUGAGUCUGGACUAAACCGGCGCCAUAUUGUGGACAAUAGGGUUCAUUGCUGCUUUUACUUUAUCAACCCUUGUGGACACGGGUUGCGCCCAAUCGACAUCGAAUUCAUGAAAACGCUCCAAACGAGGGUGAACCUUGUUCCACUCAUCGCCAAGGCCGAUAUGCUCACGCCAAAGGAAAUUAAAAAGUUCAAGAAGCGAGUUUUGGAGGAGCUCGGAAAGAAUCAAAUCCACAUUUAUCAGCUGCCAGACGUGGAAGACGACGAGGACGAAGACUUCAAGCAGCAAACCCAGCAGCUAAAAUCAAUGAUUCCCUUCGCCGUCGUCGGUUCAACUCAAUUGAUCGAAGUCAAGGGCAAAAAAGUUCGCGGCCGUCUUUACCCGUGGGGAGUCGUAGAGGUCGAGAAUCCAGAUCACAACGACUUCACUGGCCUCCGAACUAUGCUCAUCUCGCACAUGCAGGACCUUCAGGAAGUGACGCACGAUCUGCACUACGAAAAGUACCGAGCAAGUCGACUUGGCGACGAGCCCGAAGCCCCGAUGAUGGCUCCCAUGGGCUCGCGGCCACCACCCGACGCCGAGAAGGAUCGCAUCCUCCACGAAAAGGAGAUGGAGCUCCAAAAGAUGCAGAAGAUGAUCGAGCAAAUGCAAAUGCAGCUGACCAUGCAGCAAAAAGCCUCGGCUUCGGCGGACAAGAACUCAAAAUCUCACAAAGUCUAG